Molecule: messenger RNA, 1151 nt
Organism: Athene cunicularia (burrowing owl)
Lineage: Eukaryota; Metazoa; Chordata; Aves; Strigiformes; Strigidae
Product: NF-kappa-B inhibitor delta-like
Exons: 7
Coding region: 249-992 (247 amino acids)
Biological process (GO): regulation of gene expression
Cellular component (GO): nucleus
Molecular function (GO): protein binding
Source: RefSeq, a predicted model, not a curated record
CCUUGUUUUAUGACAGCAUCUGCUUCUAGACUCUCACAUUUUAUCUGCUCUGCUGCUCUUUUCAGACGCCUCUGCUGGUGGCUGUCACUGCCAGGCAGCCAGCUAUUGUCUAUGAUUUGCUCCAGACAGGAGCAGAUGUCAAUGCUGUAGACAACAAAGGGCAGUCAGCUUUACACCUCGCUGCCACGUACGGGUACGCCCAAGUUCUUCAGGUUAUACUGUCACUGGGUUUCCCUCUUGAUUUAGAAAUGAAGGACUUUGAAGGCCAUACCCCACUCCACUGUGCUGUUCUGGCCCACAACGUCCUGCUCCGGGAGCAGGGUUGCCAGAUGCUGACGGAGGAGCAGCAGAAAGAUCUUCAGCACCAGAGUGAAGAGCUGGAGUCGUGUAUCCGCCUCCUGGUGCAGACGGGAGCCUCCAUCUACAGCCGGGAUGUGAAAAGCAACAAGACAGUCCUUCAUUAUACAGUCCAGGAUGGGAACAUCUCCCUGCUCAGAUACUUCUUGGAGCUGAAUGCUUUUAAGUCCAAGGACUUUGUCAACAACAAGGCACAUGGCAACACAGCUUUGCAUAUGGCAGCUGCAUUGCCUCGCGACAAGAACCAGAAGGAAAUCAUCCAGUUGCUCCUUGACCACGGGGCAGACCCAAGCAUCCGAAACUUAGACAACGAUCAGCCAAUCCAUAUGGCUCCUUCUGGAAAAGCCGGGGAUCAGACAUUUACUGAAGAAAGGGAAAGUUGCAUCUGCAUUCGUUUCUUGCUGCCGAAAUGCCAGAUCCUAGGUUGCCUGCAAUUUGUGGAACGGCUUCGACCUCAGCUGGCUGAUUGCACAAGGCCUCUUAGAAAACCUGUGAGGAUGGUUAACCAGCACAUCUCUGCUCUGAGAGUUUUUAAACCAGGGUGGGAUGACAGUGUUUCUCAACCUGUGGACCCCGAGUUGCAUGACAAUAAGAUGAAGGGUAGAUGUCUUAAAUCACUGCAGCAACUUCCUUGAUCACCCACUGACUAACUCAAUGAGGUUUUUCUGCAGCACUUGUCGGUCUUGCAGGCCUGGGCUGUUUAAACAACUGUCCAGCAGACUUGAACAAAAGCGCUUCAGAAAUGUAGAGAUCUCCUCAACUUUCUCAGCCCUCCUCUCUGCUGUUUUGCUUCU